AUGGAUGAUAAUACCUUGAUGAAAUACUCUAUGGACUUGAAAAUUGCAUUAACUGACUCGAAGAAUAAUGAAUCAGACAUUGAUCCACACGCACUAUGCAGUGAAAUUCGCAUGUUUGCCAAUUUAGUUCCUAGCAACUCAACGGCCAUGCAAGCACUGGAAUAUCUGUAUGAGAAGGAGUUAGCAACUGCCAUGCCUAAUGUUGCUGCGACUCUCAGAAUACCAUUGACUGUGCCUAUAACGGUAUGUUCAGCGGAGAGGAGUUUUUCAAAACUCAAGCUUAUCAAAAAUUACUUGCGAAGCUCCAUGAGCUACGAACGUCUGAAUAGUCUGGCAUUAAUUUCAAUUGAGCAAGAGAUAGUCGAAUCUCUUGAUUAUUCUGAACUUAUUCAUGAGUUUGCUAGUGCCAAGCCACAAGGGGAGCAAACCAGCCCAACUUGGUGCCAGUCACAAGACUUGGUAAAUAGAGAGGGUGCAUUUCUGAUUCCAUACACCAUAAUGCUGGCCUUUGUGGGUCUCCCCCUCUUCUUUCUGGAAUGUUCCUUUGGGCAGUUUGCAAGCCUUGGUCCUGUUUCUGUGUGGAAGGCUGUCCCAAUCAUGCAAGGUGUUGGUGUUACAAUGGUGCUGGUAUCAACUCUUGUGGCAACCUACUACAACUGCAUCAUUGGCUACAGUAUUUACUACUUGUUUGCAUCCUUCCAGUUCCCCCUUCCAUGGAGUGACUGUUUUGAAUGGUCUGAUGAGAACUGCAGUAAGCAGCCCAAAGAAUAUUGCAACAUUACAUCUGCAAAUGGAAGCUUUGUAUUGGUCAAUUCAACAUGGUUAAAUGACAACAAUGCCACCUGUGAGGGAUCAAAUAUCUUCUCCAUCUCUGUGCAAAGCCCAAGCGAACAAUAUUGGGACAAAGUAGCCCUUCGUCGAUCAAGUGGAUUAGAUGAAUCUGGAGGUGUUAUCUGGCAUCUUGCUCUCUGCCUCCUGCUGGCAUGGAUAAUAGUGGGUGCUGCCUUGUUUAAAGGAAUAAAGUCAUCAGGAAAGCUGGUCUAUUUCACAGCGAUAUUUCCUUAUGUUGUUUUGAUCAUCCUGUUGAUACGAGGAGUAACUCUGGAAGGAGCUCGGGAAGGAAUCGAAUACUACAUAGGAACUCAUUCUGACAUUUCAAAGCUGUCUGACGCUGAGGUUUGGAAGGAUGCUGCCACCCAGAUCUUCUUUUCCCUUGGUACUGCAUGUGGAGGCCUUGUUGCUUUGUCUUCCUACAACAAAUUCAACAACAACUGCUAUUCAGAUGCAAUUGUCGUUUGUGUGACCAACUGCGCUACAAGUGUAUUUGCUGGAUUUGCCAUCUUUUCUGUUCUUGGGCACAUUGCUUAUAUAUCACAUAAGCCUGUGUCUGAAGUCGCCCAGUCAGGCUUUGGCUUGGCUUUCAUUGUAUAUCCUGAAGCCCUUUCAAAGUUGCCCAUAUCACCACUAUGGUCUAUCCUUUUCUUCUUUAUGCUACUGACGCUUGGUAUUGACAGUCAGUUUGCAUUGAUAGAAACCAUUACAACAGCGCUACAAGAUGAAUUUCCCAAGUACCUUCGUUCAAGGAGAGCCCUCAUUACAGUAGUUGUCUGUGUUGUGCUUUAUCUUCUUGGCCUGCCCUGCGUAACUGGGGCUGGAAUCUACUGGGUGAAUUUAAUUGAUCACUUCUGUUCUGGAUGGGUAUGUUUAAUAGCUGCUGUCUUGGAACUCGUUGGGAUAAUCUACAUCUAUGGAGGAAACCGAUUCAUCAAGGAUAUUGAAAUGAUGAUUGGCAAGAAAAACUGUUAUUUCUGGUUGUGGUGGAGAGCUUGCUGGUUUUUCUUUUCUCCCUGUUUACUUACGGUGAGCACUGCAUUUGAGUUUCAUUUUAAUAUUGAAAAAUUCAUAACAUUGGAGAUGUAA
Molecule: messenger RNA, 1920 nt
Organism: Erpetoichthys calabaricus (reedfish)
Lineage: Eukaryota; Metazoa; Chordata; Cladistia; Polypteriformes; Polypteridae
Product: sodium- and chloride-dependent neutral and basic amino acid transporter B(0+)-like
Exons: 12
Coding region: 1-1920 (639 amino acids)
Biological process (GO): sodium ion transmembrane transport
Cellular component (GO): membrane
Molecular function (GO): L-proline transmembrane transporter activity; protein dimerization activity
Source: RefSeq, a predicted model, not a curated record